Kluyveromyces lactis is the source of this 576-nucleotide messenger RNA. It is a transcript of the gene CDC42, whose product is annotated as Rho family GTPase CDC42. The transcript has a single exon. Gene Ontology annotation, molecular function: GTPase activity; GTP binding. The record is from RefSeq and is a predicted model, not a curated record. Gene Ontology annotation, biological process: small GTPase-mediated signal transduction. Lineage: Eukaryota; Fungi; Ascomycota; Saccharomycetes; Saccharomycetales; Saccharomycetaceae. The coding region runs from base 1 to 576 and encodes 191 amino acids.
AUGCAAACUCUUAAGUGUGUUGUUAUAGGUGAUGGUGCUGUCGGUAAGACGUGUCUUCUAAUUUCAUACACAACUAACCAGUUUCCAGCCGACUACGUUCCAACCGUUUUCGACAAUUAUGCUGUUACGGUGAUGAUUGGCGAUGAGCCAUACACGCUAGGUCUUUUCGAUACAGCUGGUCAAGAAGAUUAUGAUAGAUUAAGACCGUUAUCAUACCCAUCAACAGACGUGUUCUUGGUUUGUUUCAGUGUUAUAUCUCCUCCUUCUUUUGAGAACGUAAAAGAAAAAUGGUUCCCAGAAGUACAUCAUCAUUGUCCUGGUGUUCCAUGUUUGAUUGUGGGUACUCAGAUAGAUUUAAGAGAUGAUAAAGUGAUUAUUGAAAAACUACAGAGACAAAGGCUUCGUCCUAUCACUCCAGAGCAAGGUGAAAGGUUAGCCAGAGAGCUUAGAGCCGUAAAAUAUGUUGAAUGUUCGGCUCUUACCCAGCGUGGUUUGAAAAACGUUUUCGACGAAGCUAUUGUUGCUGCUCUGGAACCUCCAGUCAUUAAAAAGAGUAAAAAAUGUAUUAUAUUGUGA